This is a messenger RNA of Castor canadensis (American beaver), 3495 nucleotides long. It is a transcript of the gene Ankrd13b, whose product is annotated as ankyrin repeat domain 13B. Gene Ontology annotation, cellular component: cytoplasm. NCBI's taxonomy places the organism in Eukaryota, Metazoa, Chordata, Mammalia, Rodentia, Castoridae. Gene Ontology annotation, molecular function: protein binding. The record is from RefSeq and is a predicted model, not a curated record.
UCGCUCGGGCCGAGGGUCGGGCUAUGCGGCUGCAGGUAUCCGGAGGCUACGGGCGCGCGUCCCUGCGGCGGCGGCGUCCUGGGGGCCCGCGCCCCGUGCGCCCCCGCUGCGGGCGCCUGCCCUCUCCACCGAGCGGCGUCUUUGUGUGCGGGGGUGUGGGAGGCAAGGCGAGGCGCGACUCCGCGCCGCGCCGCCGAGUGCCCGCUCCCUCCCCGGGCGGGUGGGGGCCUCUCCGCGCCGCCCGCCGCCACCGCCGCCUAGCGAAGACGCCCGCCGCCCGCACCACGCCGGGCGCGCCGCCCCCGCCCGCCACCGCCGCCGCCGCUGCUCGCACAUGCCCGAGCCGCAGCCCUGCGAGCAUACAGCCCCGGUCGCCCGCCCCGCGGCCUCGGGCCCCGGCUCCGGCGCCGUCCCUGCUCCCGGGCCGGGCGCCGCGGCCCCGGCAUGAGGAGCGGGCGAUGAUCCCUGCCAACGCCUCCGCCAGGAAGGGGCCUGAGGGGAAGUAUCCGCUGCACUACCUCGUGUGGCACAACCGCUACCGCGAGCUGGAGAAGGAGGUCCGUGCGGGCCAGGUGGACAUCGAGCAGCUGGAUCCCCGUGGUCGGACUCCCCUGCACCUGGCCACCACACUGGGGCACCUGGAGUGUGCUCGUGUGCUCCUGGCGCAUGGUGCAGACGUGGGCAGGGAGAAUCGCAGUGGCUGGACAGUGCUGCAGGAGGCUGUGAGUACCCGGGACCUGGAGCUGGUGCAGCUGGUGCUGAGGUACCGGGACUAUCAGAGGGUGGUGAAGCGACUGGCGGGCAUCCCCGUGCUCCUGGAGAAGCUACGCAAGGCCCAGGACUUCUACGUGGAGAUGAAGUGGGAGUUCACAAGCUGGGUGCCCUUGGUGUCCAAGAUCUGCCCUAGUGACACCUACAAAGUGUGGAAGAGCGGGCAGAACUUGAGGGUAGACACCACGCUCCUGGGCUUUGACCACAUGACAUGGCAGCGAGGGAACCGCAGCUUCGUCUUCAGGGGCCAAGACACGAGUGCCGUGGUCAUGGAAAUUGACCACGACCGCCGGGUGGUGUACACAGAGACCCUGGCUCUGGCCGGGCAGGACCGGGAGCUGCUGCUGGCUGCUGCCCAGCCCACUGAGGAGCAGGUGCUGAGCCGGCUCACCGCGCCUGUCGUCACCACGCAGCUGGACACCAAGAACAUCUCCUUUGAGAGGAACAAGACCGGCAUCCUGGGCUGGCGCAGUGAGAAGACAGAGAUGGUGAAUGGAUAUGAAGCCAAGGUGUAUGGGGCAUCUAAUGUGGAGCUUAUCACUCGGACUCGGACAGAGCAUCUUUCGGAACAGCACAAGGGCAAGGUCAAAGGCUGUAAGACGCCUCUGCAGUCCUUCCUGGGAAUUGCUGAGCAGCAUGGGGGCCCCCAGAAUGGGACCCUGAUCACUCAGACCCUGAGCCAAGCGAAUCCCACUGCCAUCACUGCAGAAGAAUACUUCAACCCCAACUUUGAACUUGGUAACCGGGACAUGGGCCGUCCCAUGGAACUGACCACCAAGACACAGAAGUUCAAGGCCAAGCUGUGGCUGUGUGAGGAGCAUCCCCUGUCCCUGUGUGAGCAGGUGGCCCCCAUCAUUGACCUCAUGGCUGUCAGUAAUGCACUUUUUGCCAAGCUCCGGGACUUCAUCACUCUGCGUCUGCCUCCUGGCUUCCCAGUGAAGAUUGAAAUCCCGAUCUUCCACAUCCUCAAUGCCCGCAUCACCUUUGGAAACCUCAAUGGCUGUGAUGAGCCGGUGCCAUCGGUGCGAGGCAGCCCCAGCAGCGAGACCCCUUCCCCAGGCAGUGACUCCUCCAGUGUCAGCAGCUCCAGUUCUACCACCUCCUGCCGUGGUUGCGAGAUCUCCCCCGCAUUGUUCGAGGCUCCACGUGGCUACAGCGUGCUAGGCGGCCAGCGAGAAGCGGUGACCCGCGAGGAUGAGGACGACUUGUUGCAGUUCGCCAUCCAGCAGAGCCUGCUUGAGGCGGGCAGUGAGUAUGACCAGGUCACAAUCUGGGAGGCGCUAACCAACAGCAAGCCAGGCACCCACCCAAUGUCCUAUGAGGGUCGCCAACAGGACAGGAGCGCCCCACCCACGCCGCAGCGGCAGCCCGCACCCCCUGCGAGGGUGCCCAGUCCUCGGCCCAGCCAGGGCCGGGGCUCCAGUGGCCACGUGUUUCGGAGUUACGACGAGCAGCUGCGGCUGGCCAUGGAACUGUCGGCUCAGGAGCAGGAGGAGCGGCGGCGGCGCGCGCGCCAGGAGGAAGAGGAACUGGAGCGCAUUCUGCGGCUCUCGCUGACCGAACAGUAGCGCCCCCUGCUGGGCCUCUCGUCAGUCUCCACGCACGACCAGACCCGGACCCGAGAGAGACGGCCCGGCCCACGCACCUGCCGACUCUGGUUCCAUCUACUCGGGGAUGCAGCGGCGCACCGGACACAAGACAGGGUGGGGUUUGACAUGGGUAACUUUCCAGGCCAGGGCCCUGGAGGCAACUGGCACAGCCGGACGGGUCCCCCUGCUUUGCUGUAUCCUGACCCCUAAUCCGCUCCUCUAGGCUCUGAUCUAAGGGCGGAGUAGGUGGUCCUGAAGGGGCAAUCCUUAGGAGGAGCAUUGUCCCCAUCUCUGGCUCCUUCUGGCCGGUUCUCCUUUCUGCUCACUGACCCCACUCCAGGACACUGCCCCUGAAAGCCUUUGCAUCUCUGCUCUACCCUUGGGAGGCAGCUGAGCUCUCGUGCUGUGUCGCUGCUUUGUCCCAGACACAAACCAGCACGUCAAAGGCCCAGCCCCUCCCCCAUCCCGGCAUUUCAGCGUCAAGUGCACUUAGCGGGGUGCCCGGCUCCCCCAACCCCCACACCUGUCCUGGGUCUCAGGGUGUCCCAGCUUCUCCUUGGGCAUCCAGAAGUUGGAGUCCCUGUCCCCAAGGCACUUUUUUUUUUUUUUUUUUUUCUGAUCAGGGAGUGUAUCCAAGGUGUCCCCCUGGCCUGAGCAAGGCCCGACUUCCUCAUGGUGCCUUGGAGUGUGUGUGUGGUGGGGCAUAUUGGGCUGGGAGCAAGCACUAGACCCGACACAAAACUGACUACAAAGGGGUUGCCCAGGGCCCUGGCACCACUACCCACCCCUUCCCACCAGCUGCUGCUAGCCCUCUGUGGUUGUGCAUCCCUCUUGCCCCCACUCCGGGGGCUGACUCUAAAACCCUUCAUCCAAUGGUGCUAACCCCCGGCUCUCCUUGCCCCAUCUCACCCAUCCAGAGAAGCACAGACCCGCCAGGGGCAGGGGCCACUGCACACCCUUGUCCAUAGCCUCUCUAGGACUGGCCUUCCCAGCCCAGCCAGCGAGGCUCAGAAGGGACACAAAAAGGGGACAGAAGAAAAGAGCAACAAAGAGAAAUUGUUCCUCCCACUCCCUUCCCUGAUGCCAGGGGCACCAGACUGAUUCUGAGGCACAAUAAAAGAGACUUCAAACCGGA